AUGGCUUCCCUGUGUAGGAUCGCGUCGCAAAGGGUGCUGCAAAAUGUAACUGUUUUCGGCCAAACGAAACUGAGAUAUGAAAAUCAUAGAGGCUUUUCAGGGUCUUCACAGCAGAAGGCCUCCAUGACGCCUGUUGGGUUCAUCGGCCUGGGUAACAUGGGCGCCCACAUGGCCAAGAACCUUAUAAAACAAGGCUACCCGCUCAUUGUUCAUGACGUUUACCCAGAGGCUGUCAGCGAGCUGCAAGGCAAGGGUGCACAGAUCGCUGACACGGCAGCAGAGGUUGCUGAGAAAGUUGAUCGUAUCGUGACCAUGUUACCGUCUAGUCCCAACGUUCUUGAGGCGUAUAACAGCAGGAAUGGCAUACUAUCAACUGUGAAAAAAGGCACUUUAAUCAUUGAUAGCAGCACCAUUGAUCCUUCAGUUGCAAAAGAUGUCGCUGCUCAAGCAGACAAGAAAGGCGCUGUGUACUUAGACGCUCCAGUAUCUGGUGGUGUGAAUGCUGCGCGGGACGCUGUACUGACCUUCAUGGUUGGAGGGAAGCCUGAAGAGUUUGAAGCAGCCAAGGAACUCCUACAAUGCAUGGGGAAGAAUGUAGUCAACACUGGACCAGUGGGUACCGGUCAGGCGGCCAAGAUAUGCAACAAUAUGAUGUUGGGUAUAGCUAUGAUAGGAACGUCAGAGACGAUGAAUUUGGGCAUCAGGUUAGGUCUUGACCCAAUGAUGUUAGCCCAGAUUUUAAACACCAGUAGUGGGCGUAGUUGGUCUAGUGACACCUAUAACCCAGUACCAGGGGUGCUUGAUGGGGUCCCCUCCAGCAAUAACUACAAGGGUGGAUUCAGUACAGCUCUCAUGACAAAGGAUCUCGGCUUAGCUCAGAACGCUGCGACCAACACAAAGACACCAACACCUCUAGGAUCAUUAGCUCAUCAGAUCUACAGAGUCAUGUGUAAUAAAGGCUACAGUCAUAAAGACUUCUCAUCUGCUUACCAAUACCUCAAAGAAGAAGAAUGAUUGCUUGCUCCAAGAAAUCAUCUCAACUCGACGAGAUGGCAGCUUGGAAAGGUUGGGUCGUAGAUUGGUAAAUAAUCCAAAAAUUAAUUUGAUAAAAACUUACUUGUAAGAAGCACUGCAGGUGUGUUGAUAGUAUCAACUAUUUUGAGAAAGAUUUUUCUUUCGAUAUAUUAUUUAUGGUUUGGAUAUUUUUCCUCCCAAAACAUAUGAAUCUGAGAUGCAUGGUUCUGAGAAAUGAACCAUGCGGUUUGUUUCUCAGAAUUCUAAAGGUUGACUGAUCGUAGACAUUUCUGUGAUGUACGUUCAUGAAUGCAGCAGCCAGAGAUGUGGUUCGUACUCACUGUCAACCUUGCUAGUUGUGGAAGAUUCAACGCUCUUGGUGUAAAUACCGUUGCAAUUAUUUUUGCUGAUUGCUCAUUCUCAGCAAGUAGACACUGUAUUCAACUGAAACUUUCACAGGUGACUUUUAUUGUAUCUGUGUUAAUAAUUCUGUCUAUAAUUCAGCUUUGGGUUGACACAAACCAAUCUAUGACCCGACUUUUAACUUCAAAGGAAGCAUUGUUCGUUUUGUUUAUACUUCACAUAAAAGUAAAUACAAAGCAAGUUUUGCCAAGGUUUUUCAUUGCAGGGCAAGGAUAUUUGUAAUUCGUGAAAAACAUGAGUCAGGCUUCAUCAAACCUGUUUGUCUUUAACACUUCACCUCAACACUGUGCACUGGUCAUACCACCCUGUUUAAAACCAAGAGAGACCGUGGGCAUUCCUUGGGCAUUCCUUGGGCAUUCCUUGGGCAUUCCUUGGGCAUUCCUUGGGCAUUCUUUGGGCAUUCCUUGGGCAUUCCUUGGGCAUUCCUUGGGCAUUCCUUGGCAUUUCCAGGCAGGCAAGAUACUAACAAGUUUAUGGUAAAUUUUACAUCAUGUAUAGUAAUGUCAACCUAAACUCAAUUUUUGUAAACAGCAGCUGAACAAGAUGUGCCAUUUUGUUAAAAUCAGGUUUGGAUGAAAAAAAUGCACGCUGCAAUCUCAAUAAAAUGUUAGAUUUUAUGUUUCCUACAAGUCCAGGCUUUGUGGCUCUUUUGUGUGGGUCGAUGACGAACUAUACCUUCCUCUCUCAGGUAUUGAAAGCCGUGAUAUGAUGGUCCCAAACUUUCAAGGAAUGGUAUUCUAAUAUCAUUCACCUCCACCUCCAAGACAAUUGUCAAAGUCAUGUGUCAGUUGAGGUGUGCCAAAUUUGAAGUGCUACACAAUAUAAACGUGAAUGUUUUGUAGAAAACGUACCUGAACUGAUGAUAGUUGCAGUUUUGUUGGUGCCUUUGCUUUUGGUCAGGGUCAAUUAAUGGUUUUAGUAAUAGAUUAUUGGAGGGGGUAUUGAAAACCAAAACUAGGUUAGAGUAGCUAGGAAUAUUAGGCCCUGAUCUUUCUCCAAAACUGAGUUACUAUUUUGUUACACUUACAUGGCAAAAUGGGUGAAAAUAAAACAGGGUUUAACAAAAUUACUUUUAAUCUUUAACAACUAAUCUUUGGUAUUUUAAAGGUAGUAUAGACUGUUUUUUGUUUGUUUAUUUUUCAUGCAGGAUGAAGGUUGGGGUUCAAUUCCACUUUCAAACUUGUGGGAAUUAUUUUAUUUAGGACUUGGCUACCUCUAUUAUGUAUUUUUUAAUGCUAUGUUAAUGCAUUCAAGGUACGGUUCAGGCCAAACUUAACAUCUUUUCAUUUAUUGGUGUAAAUUCCCACCCCUAUGAUACCCGCUUCUUGGCAAGCCUCGUAGGUUGAAUUUGUACUUUUUAUUCAAGUCGAAUUUUUUUUAUUUUCAGCUGUAACCGUAUGAAAUCUUGUAGAUACAUAUGCAAAAUCUCUCCAUAUUUUUAUGCAAAAUAAUAAUAAUGAAGUGUUUUCAUCAAUUUUAAGUCAGACAGUUUGACAAUUACAAGUUGCCUUGAUUGACUUUAUUGAUUUUAUAAUUAUGGUAUUGAACAAUCUUAAGUGUUCGUAAAUUUAGUUGAAAAUAUAAUUGCCCAGUUUCAUGGCUCUGUAAACAAGAAGAUUAGCACAUACAAUGGCAGACCAAUUCACACAAGAGAACUGUUGGUUUUUAGCUUGCGUUGCAAUCCCAAAGAUGCCAAAAUAUGUAUCUUGCAAUGAGGGAGAAUUCGUAAAUCAACCAGAUAGGACAUAAAUUCUCCUAACCAGAGAGAUUUAAGAAUUUGUUCAUCAGAACAUAGAAAGAUUUGUUUAUUUUCAGGGAAAUUCCUGCAGGAUCAUUGAGAGUUGGCAGAUCUGCAAUGCAUUCUCAAUUUUAGAAGCUAUUGCUGAAAUUUGAUGCAAAUCUUGGAAGCAGAUAUUGGUUGACUGUAGGCACAUAAUUUUUUAGUAAGCAGAGCCAUGAAGAGUGGGUCUGGAUGAUGGGAAUUAUUUUUGUCUCAUGCUUUGUGUAUUUUACAAGUUCAUUUGAUUAAACCGGAAAUGAGCAAAAGAUUCAA
Messenger RNA from Asterias rubens (European starfish), 3490 nucleotides. RefSeq names its product 3-hydroxyisobutyrate dehydrogenase, mitochondrial-like. Gene Ontology annotation, cellular component: mitochondrion. NCBI's taxonomy places the organism in Eukaryota, Metazoa, Echinodermata, Asteroidea, Forcipulatida, Asteriidae. The transcript has 8 exons. Gene Ontology annotation, biological process: L-valine catabolic process. The record is from RefSeq and is a predicted model, not a curated record. Gene Ontology annotation, molecular function: NADP binding; 3-hydroxyisobutyrate dehydrogenase activity; NAD binding. The coding region runs from base 1 to 1014 and encodes 337 amino acids.